GAGGAGUUCCAUGCAGGGGGCCGUGUCCACGUGUGGAAGCAAAUCGGAGUCGGACCGGCUCGUCUCAUAUGGCCGACUUGUAAACACUUCUUCUUUCAAAACAGAAAGAAAGAAAAAAAGCAAGAGAUGCCGCCGAAGAAGCAGGAGGAAGAGAAGAAGCCGCUGAUCGGGCGGGUGGGCACCAACCUGAAGGUGGGCAUCGUCGGCAUCCCCAACGUCGGCAAGUCGACCUUCUUCAACGUGCUGACCAAGUCGCAGGCGGCCGCCGAAAACUUCCCCUUCUGCACCAUCGACCCCAACGAAAGCCGCGUCCCGGUGCCGGACGAGCGCUUCGACUUCCUGUGCGAGCACCACAAACCGGCCAGCAAAGUGCCCGCCUUCCUCAACGUGGUGGACAUUGCUGGCCUGGUCAAGGGCGCGUCCGAAGGCCAAGGACUCGGCAACGCCUUCCUCUCUCACAUCAAGGCCUGCGACGCCAUUUUCCACCUCUGCAGAGCUUUCGACGAUGAUGAUGUGACCCACGUUGAGGGUGAGGUCAACCCGGUCAACGACCUCGGGGUCAUUGCGGAGGAGCUGCGCCUCAAAGAUGAGGAGGUCAUGCUGCAGACGAUUGAAAAGUUCGAGCGAACCGUCUUACGAGGCUCGGACAAGAAGAUGAAGCCUGAAUAUGACGUUUUGUGCAAAGUGAAGCAAUUGUUGGUGGACGAAAAGAAGCACAUCCGCUUUGGAGAUUGGAAUGCCAAUGAUAUUGAAGUGUUGAACAAGUACCUUUUCCUGACGUCCAAGCCGGUCAUUUACCUGGUGAACCUUUCGGAAAAGGACUACAUUCGUAAAAAGAACAAGUGGUUGGCCAAAAUCAAGGAGUGGGUGGACAAGAACGACCCGGGCGCCAUCAUCAUCCCCUUCUCGGGGAUUUUCGAGUCCAAGAUCUUCGACAUGGACGAUGCUGCCAAGGAGGCCUACCUCAAGGAACAGGGCACCACUAGUGCCUUGGACAAGAUUAUUGUGCAAGGUUACAAGUCUCUGCAGCUCAUUUACUUCUUCACGGCUGGGCCGGAUGAGGUCAAGGCUUGGACCGUUCAGAAAGGAGCAAAAGCGCCGCAGGCUGCAGGUCGGAUUCACACGGACUUUGAAAAGGGCUUCAUCAUGGCCGAGGUGAUGCACUACAACGACUUCAAGGAGGAGGGCACCGAGGCCAACUGCAAGGCUGCAGGCAAGUACAGGCAGCAGGGCCGCAACUACACCGUCGAGGAUGGCGACAUUAUUUUCUUCAAGUUCAACGCCGGGGCAGGACUCAAGGAUCCGAAGAAGAAGUAAAACUAAAAAUUUAAUUUGGUUUUUACAAAUCUCAACGAGAGGACCAUUUUAUUUGACAGACUUAUCCUUUUUUGAUGUAAAAAUAAUACAAUUGCAUUUUGUUUUUUAUGUCAAUAAAAAAUUGUUGUGCUUCAUUA
Messenger RNA from Neocloeon triangulifer, 1454 nucleotides. Its product is annotated as obg-like ATPase 1. Gene Ontology annotation, cellular component: cytoplasm. The record is from RefSeq and is a predicted model, not a curated record. Lineage: Eukaryota; Metazoa; Arthropoda; Insecta; Ephemeroptera; Baetidae. The transcript is spliced from 10 exons. Gene Ontology annotation, molecular function: ATP binding; GTP binding; ATP hydrolysis activity. Bases 127 to 1317 code for a protein of 396 amino acids.